AUGAGAGCCUUCGCCAUUGCCGCUGGGCUUCUGAGCCUGCUCUCCCCAGUUGUCGCGAGCUCCGCAGACAAGGUGUCGGAAGUCAAAACGCCGGCCACUUUCAAGCCGCCUCAAGUCUUCAAGAAUGCCAAUCUAGUGCACAUCAUUUCUCUUGAGAAGAACUACGUCAAGGAGUCAAUCAAUGUUCUGAUUGAGAAUAUCGACAAGCAACCCCAGGAUGAAUACUAUCUGCCCUUCAACCCUGACCAGAUGUCGCGCAUCGGCGGCUUCGAGGCAAAGGACAGGAAAAAUCCCGAAACAGGCCCUUUUGCUGCUGAAGCGGUCGAGUACGACCCUUUAAGCGAGAUCCAGUACUAUAGAAUCAAGUUACCGGCGCCCUUGAAGGCUGGUGCCCAGCAGACGCUGAGCAUCUCUUACUACCUCCUCAAGGCGUACAAGCCCCUUCCUGCCUCGAUCGCUCAGGAAGAGAAUCAAUUUCUCACCUACGACUUCUCGGUGUACGCCCCCUCAGCCUACACCACCACGAAGCAAAAGACGGAGCUCAAGUCCCACUCCUCGAACAUCCCUGAUUACACCAAGCUCCCUGGCAGCGGAGAGGUUAAAGAGUUUCCUCAAAAGGCAGGCUCUAAGCUUACUUAUGGCCCCUUUGAUGAGAAGCCUGCCGGCGCUGUUUCUCCGGCUCAGGUGCGAUUCGAGUUUACCAAGCCCGUAACCCACGUCGCCACGCUCGACCGCGAUAUUGAGGUCAGCCACUGGGGAGGAAAUGUGGCUUUCGAGGAGAAGUACGAACUCUAUCACCGCGGUGCCAACUUGUCCAAGCUUUUCAACCGAGUGAAGUGGCAGCAGUCGCAAUACUUCAACCCCAAUACCUAUGCUUUGAAGGAAUUGAGGUUUCCUUUGAGAAUUGGAAGUGCAGACCCCUACUACACCGACGCUAUCGGCAAUGUCUCGACUUCGAGAUUUCGUAGCAACAAGCGCGAGGCUCUCCUCGAGAUCAAGCCCCGUUACCCUGUGUUUGGUGGCUGGAAGUACCCCUUCACCAUCGGCUGGAAUUCGGAUGCUAAGAACUUUGUCCGAACCAUCGAUCGCUCCGGAAAGUACGUCCUCAACGUACCUUUUCUGGAAGGGCCUAAGCAGCCUGAGGGUGUUGAGUAUGGUCAGGUUAACCUGCGCAUCCUUCUGCCAGAGGGAGCUACGAACGUCAAGUUUUACACCAGCCUCCCUGAAUCGGCCAUCACUGAUUCCGCCGUUGGCAUUCACAGAACCUAUCUCGACACUGUGGGUCGCACCUCCGUCACUAUUAAGGCGAACAACCUUGUCGACGAGUUCCGUGACCGAGAGGUAAUUGUGUCUUAUGAAUACUCAACGGUGUCUGCGCUGCGCAAGCCCCUUGUUGUCUUCGUCAGCAUGGUUUUCGUCUUUGUGGCGGCAUGGGUUAUUGGGGGACUGAACCCGACGAUUGCAAAGAAGAAAUAG
Messenger RNA from Colletotrichum truncatum, 1476 nucleotides. RefSeq names its product oligosaccharyltransferase alpha subunit (ribophorin I). NCBI's taxonomy places the organism in Eukaryota, Fungi, Ascomycota, Sordariomycetes, Glomerellales, Glomerellaceae. Gene Ontology annotation, cellular component: membrane; oligosaccharyltransferase complex. The record is from RefSeq and is a predicted model, not a curated record.